AUCGCGACUGACGCAUCAGUUUCUUUCCGCCUGUAAACACCGAGUCAGAGACACAAACAUAAAGUUAAUAUGCCUCAACCAAUGCCUUAUGAUCGCAUUAACACUAAAGCACUUCAGAAUCUGAUCUGAGACCACCAGCGCUCAAAGGUUUAGUCCAGAAUGCUGGAGACGGUGACCGAUGUGGCAAGUUUUGUUCAUUAUGGCAACACCAGUGUUUUCCCCACCGCAGACAACAGUUCUGAGAUCAUUCCAGAUGGAGAAAGCAACAUCUCUAAACCACACCGCUGUCUGCAGGUCCUGUACGACGACAUCGGGACGUCCAGGGUCCGCUACUGGGACGUGAUGCUGCUCAUCCCAAACGUGGCGUUCCUGGUUUUCCUGAUGUGGAAGCUUCCGUCUGCGCGAGCCAAGAUCCGCUUGACCUCCAGCCCCAUAUUUGUGGCGUUUUACAUAUUGGUGUUUGUGGUUGCAGCUGUGGGAAUCACCCGCGCCAUCGUCUCUAUGACUGUCAGCACAUCCAGCGCCGCCACACUCAUAGACAAGGUGCUUUGGGAAAUCACAAGGUUCUUUUUAUUGGCUAUUGAGCUCAGCGUCAUCAUACUCGGAUUGGCUUUUGGCCAUCUGGAGAGCAAGUCCAGCAUCAAGCGUGUUUUGGCCAUCACUGCGGUUCUGUCUCUGGCCUACUCCAUCACACAGGGCACUCUGGAGAUUCGUUUCCCAGAUAAACACCUCUCCGCCAAAGACUUUAACAUCUACGGCCAUGGCGGACGACACUUCUGGCUCGCCAGCUCCUGUUUCUUUUUCCUGGUGUACUCGCUGAUAGUGAUCCUACCGAAAACCCCGAUCCGAGAGAGAAUCUCUUUACCAUCGAAGAGGAGUUUUUACGUGUAUUCGGGGAUCCUGGCGCUGCUGAAUCUGGUUCAGGGUUUGGGAAGUGCUCUGCUCUGUGCCGACAUCAUUGAAGGCCUGUGCUGUGUGGAUGUGACCACAUUCCUUUACUUCUCCGUCUUCGCUCCUCUGAUCUACGUGACGUUCCUCAAGGGGUUUUUCGGCUCUGAGCCCAAAAUCCUGUUCUCCUACAAAUCCCAAAUCGACGAGCCGGAGGAUUCAGACGUGCACCUGCCCCACACCUCAUCCUCCGGGCUGGGCCGCAAAGAUCUGGAUCGCGGCUCGUACUCAAGCACGCAGAUCGACGGCUCCGGAGCGUAUCUGGACGACGUGGUGUCGGGCCCGUUUGGAGGAGCACACAGCAUUAACAGUGUGGACAGCGAUCGCUGGAGGUCCAUCAACACCUGAAACAGCAGAUCAAAACACUCCAGAUCAUCCUCUACUGCUUGCAGACAUCAGACGCUCGCUCACAGAUCAUUUCAUACGCAUUCCUGCAACUCCUUUCUACAUUCCUUGUGUGUCUGCAACGCUGUGAAAGGGUUAUUUCACACGAAAGCUACAAUUAUCCUAUGAUUUAGUCACCCUGAAGGUAUGGAAAAUACAAAUGGUCUUAAUUAGAGUCUCUGUCUCAUUUAUAGUUAAUAUCUAUAUAUUCUUAAAGGGUUGGUUCACACCAAAAUUCAUAUUAUCCUAUGAUUUAGUCACCCUAAAGGUAUGCACAAAUAUAUAUUUAUUUACUUUAGAGUUUCAUCUCAUUUCAAGUAAAUGUCUAUACAUUCUUAAAGGGGUAGUUCACCCAAAAA
Molecule: messenger RNA, 1691 nt
Organism: Danio rerio (zebrafish)
Lineage: Eukaryota; Metazoa; Chordata; Actinopteri; Cypriniformes; Danionidae
Gene: tpra1
Product: transmembrane protein, adipocyte asscociated 1
Cellular component (GO): membrane
Source: RefSeq, marked provisional